CUACUCUCCUCCUCAUCACCGCAAAUCUAGAGAGUGAAACCCUAACUAUUUGAAGCGAAAGGGAUGGGGAGAGGAAAGAUCGUGAUCCGAAGGAUCGACAAUUCGACUAGCAGGCAAGUGACUUUCUCAAAGCGAAGGAGUGGAUUGUUGAAGAAGGCGAAGGAGUUAGCGAUCCUUUGCGAUGCCGAAGUCGGUCUGAUGAUCUUCUCCAGCACUGGAAAGCUAUAUGAUUUCGCAAGUACCAGGUCUGAUACUAUUUCUUGCAUGAAAUCAAUAAUUGAACGAUACAACAAAGCAAAAGAGGAGCAUCAUCAACUGCUGAAUCCGUCUUCAGAAGUCAAGUUUUGGCAACGGGAGGCUGCUAGCUUGAGGCAACAAUUGCAGAACUUGCAAGAAAAUCACAGGCAACUGAUGGGAGAAGAGCUGUCUGGUUUGAGUGUCAAAGAGCUUCAGAAUCUGGAGAAUCAAUUGGAGAUGAGUCUCCGUGGUGUUCGUAUGAAGAAGGACCAAAUGUUAACAGAUGAAAUACAAGAAUUAAACCGAAAGGGAAAUCUCAUACAUCAAGAAAAUAUGGAACUGUAUAAGAAGGUAAACCUCAUUCGGCAAGAAAACAUGGAAUUAUACAAGAAGGUUUAUGGAUCAAGGGAUACAAAUGGAGCAAACAAAAGUUCCCUUAUUCCACAUGGAUUUAGAAUUGGCGAGGACUUGCAUGCACCUGUCCAUCUCCAACUAAGCCAGCCACAGCAGCAGAACUAUGAGACACCAGCAAGAGCUACCAAAUUGGGACUACAACUGCAUUAGAGAAUGGGCUUACGAACUGUGGACCGACAUGACACAUAAGUUCCAGUCAGUGAAUGCCCACAGUAACUCACAUUGAGCUUCUACCAGUCAUCCGUGGUAAUUCUGCACAAAAGAUCCUUAGAUUUAGUGUGGGUGGAACCAACUUUAGAUUGGUGUGACAUGAUCAAUGUAACCACCUAUGUAAUGUUUCAAAACAAUAAAAAAUCAGUGUGUAAUGAGAGUUUUCAUAC
Molecule: messenger RNA, 1031 nt
Organism: Telopea speciosissima
Lineage: Eukaryota; Viridiplantae; Streptophyta; Magnoliopsida; Proteales; Proteaceae
Product: MADS-box transcription factor 23-like
Exons: 8
Coding region: 64-801 (245 amino acids)
Biological process (GO): positive regulation of transcription by RNA polymerase II
Cellular component (GO): nucleus
Molecular function (GO): RNA polymerase II cis-regulatory region sequence-specific DNA binding; DNA-binding transcription factor activity, RNA polymerase II-specific; protein dimerization activity
Source: RefSeq, a predicted model, not a curated record